This is a messenger RNA of Striga asiatica, 303 nucleotides long. Lineage: Eukaryota; Viridiplantae; Streptophyta; Magnoliopsida; Lamiales; Orobanchaceae. The record is from the annotation of a GenBank genome assembly.
AUGAAGCGGAAUAAAUCAGGUUUACGGACUGAGUUGCUCACGGUGGAUAGAGGAAAGUGGUGUCCGCACUUGUAUUUAACAAUCCCAAUUCUUGAUCAGUUACUGGCCCAUUACAUUUUCAUCAGGGCUUUUGUUGGAAUUUUUCAAGCUAUGAAUGAAGGGCUGUAUAGUAACUGGACUCGAUUUGAAGCGAAGAUGGAUAAAUGGACUAAACCCGUUAAUCAUUAUUCUCAUGUGGCUGAUUCUGAGGCCCAACUUGUGCUGCUUAUGGCAAGAGAUGGUUGGAUAGUUAAGGAGGCCUAA